AUGCAAGGCUUCAACAGGUAUAUUCCUCCCCACUACGAUGGUCGCAGGUCUCUCAAUAGUCUCGCUGGAAAACCUCAUGCUCUGGGCUCACGAGCCCGCAAAAUAUCUAUGGGCAUUCUCACUGUCCGUUUCGAAUCCCCUAUGGACAUUUCCUGCUCCCACUGCCAUGUUUCCAUAGCCCAAGGUACCCGCUUUAAUGCCGAAAAACAAAAGACCGGCUCUUACUUUUCGACUCCAAUCUGGUCCUUCAAGUUUCUUUGCCCAAAAUGCAAGUCUUCUAUUGAAAUCAGAACUGACCCUCAAAAUGCUUGCUACCGUGCUGUUUCGGGUGCUACCGAACGAUUCCCUCAAUCUUCAACAACUACCACCGAAGUCGCAGGACCUUCCUCAGCAAAUGCAGUCAGAUACAGCGGACUGCUGAGUAACAAUAAACUGCUUUCACAAAAAUCUUCCGGCGACGGAUUUGCUGCUCUUGAGCGUAAUGGGGGUGCUACGAAUUCCCGAGCUUCUCAGGAAGAACGCAUCAGGAUACUUUAUGAGCGCAACAAACGACAAUGGCGCGACUCUUAUGCUGCGUCUAAAAGGCUGCGUGAAAAGUUUCGUCGCGAAAAACAUGCAAUUGAAAAAGUUGACCGUGAAAACCAAUCUCUAAAGGAUAAACACUCUUUGUUUCUGACGCCAGCAUCAGAAUCUUUAGAAGAUGUGCGCAUCGCCCAGCUAAACUCCUAUGGUAGCGGUAUUGAUCUAAAUCGCAAAGACCAACUCAUGUCAUCUUCACUACAAAAAAAAUCAACUACUUUUAAAUCACAAGCUCUACAAAACCUUGCCAUUCAAGUCGACAUGGCUACAGACCCUUUCGUUACAUCUUUCUUUAAACCUCGCAAACAAAAACUCCCAAACGAAAUUGUCCGCAAGAAACUCCCCCAAAAAGUUCAGCUUGUUCCUUACACAAGUGAUAGUGAAUGA
Magnusiomyces paraingens is the source of this 966-nucleotide messenger RNA. RefSeq lists its product as uncharacterized. The transcript has 2 exons. Gene Ontology annotation, cellular component: U2-type spliceosomal complex; post-mRNA release spliceosomal complex. The record is from RefSeq and is a predicted model, not a curated record. The coding region runs from base 1 to 966 and encodes 321 amino acids. Lineage: Eukaryota; Fungi; Ascomycota; Dipodascomycetes; Dipodascales; Dipodascaceae. Gene Ontology annotation, biological process: mRNA splicing, via spliceosome.